Messenger RNA from Linum trigynum, 750 nucleotides. Lineage: Eukaryota; Viridiplantae; Streptophyta; Magnoliopsida; Malpighiales; Linaceae. The record is from the annotation of a GenBank genome assembly.
AUGCGCUCUGUCCUCAUCAAAUCAUUCCUCUCUCUGCAUCCUAAGCACCGCCCACCGUCAAUUUCUCACUUCGCCAUGUCCACCGCCGUUCCCGCCGCCAGAGCACGCAUCAGAGGGGUGGUCUUCGACAUGGACGGAACCCUAACGGUCCCGGCCAUCGAUUUCGCGGCGAUGUACAACGCCGUGCUCGGCGAGGACGAGUACCGGAGAAUCAAGGCCGAGAAUCCUUCGGGCAUCGACAUUCUCCACCACAUCGAGAACUGGAGCCCCGACCGGCAGCGGAAGGCUUACGAGAUCAUUGUUGAUCACGAGCGCCAGGGUCUCGACCGCCUUCAAAUCAUGCCUGGUGCUGCAGAGCUAUGUGGGUUUCUGGAUUCGAAGAAAAUCAGGAGGGGGCUAAUCACUCGAAACUUCAAGGAAGCUGUUGAUCUUUUUCAUUCCCGAUUUGGGAGGCCCUUUUCUCCAGCAUUGAGCCGGGAGUUCCGUCCUUGUAAACCAGACCCGGCUCCUCUACUGCAUAUCUGUUCAGCAUGGGAUGUUCAGCCCGAUGAGGUCAUAAUGAUCGGUGACAGCCUUAAAGAUGAUGUGGUUUGUGGCAAACGCGCUGGGGCAUUCACAUGUUUGCUUGAUGAAAAAGACAGGUAUAGCCCUGAUGAUUUCGCAGAGUUGAAUCUCGAACCAGACUUCAAAGUGGCAUCCCUUACUGAAGUUCAGUCGGUGUUGGAGUCGAAGUUCGAUCUGCUCUCUUGA